Messenger RNA from Phragmites australis (common reed), 2296 nucleotides. RefSeq names its product glycosyltransferase BC10-like. NCBI's taxonomy places the organism in Eukaryota, Viridiplantae, Streptophyta, Magnoliopsida, Poales, Poaceae. Gene Ontology annotation, cellular component: membrane. The transcript is spliced from 11 exons. The coding region runs from base 284 to 1351 and encodes 355 amino acids. The record is from RefSeq and is a predicted model, not a curated record. Gene Ontology annotation, molecular function: glycosyltransferase activity.
GGCCGAGGGGGGAUCGCACCAAAAUCUUCCGCAAAGCAAAAACGCCACCACCGCGCACGCACAGCACAUGGCAUCACCGUCUCCCCUACGCCUCUCCGCGCCCGCGCCGUAACGCCACGCCUCCCAGUAAACGCCACCGCCUCUUUAACCCCGCCGCGGCGGGCUCGGGCGCAGCACGGGCUCCCCUCCUCCGCUGUUAGUUUUUGAUGCCACGGAGGCCUCAGCCCAGUAGACCAGGACCCCACGCCGCCGUCGCCGCUAGUGCCGCGCCCGCUGCCCGCCGAUGCCGGUGAAGCGGUCGGUCUCGCUGGCGGCCCUCCCGCUGGCUGGCCGCCGCGCGCGGGCCCGCCUCUGCCUCCGCCUCGCCGCGCCCCUCUCAUUCCUGCUCCUCCUAACGGCGCUGCUCCGUGCCCGGCCCUUUCUGGGCGUUCCGCCCGCCGCCGGGCCUGCCAAGGUCGCCUUCCUCUUCCUCGUCCGCGCGGGCGUGCCGCUCGACUUCCUCUGGGACGCCUUCUUCCGCAACGGCGAGGAGGGGAGGUUCUCGGUGUACGUGCACUCGGCGCCCGGGUUCCAACUCGACCGCACCACCACGGGAUCGCCGUAUUUCUACGGGCGGCAACUCACUAGGGGCGUGAAGGUGUCGUGGGGAGAAGCGACCAUGGUCGAGGCAGAGAGGAUGUUGUUCGCCGCCGCCCUUCAGGAUCCGGCGAACCAGCGCUUUGUUUUGCUCUCGGAUAGCUGUGUUCCUCUCUACAAUUUCAGCUACAUAUAUACUUACUUGAUGGCUUCACCUAAAAGUUUUGUAGACAGUUUCAUUGACAAGACAGAGAAGCGUUAUAAUCCAAACAUGUCUCCGGCCAUUCUAAAUGAUAAAUGGAGGAAAGGAUCUCAGUGGGUCGCAUUAAUCAGAAAACAUGCUGAAGUUGUUGUUGGUGACAAAACUGUGUUACAAGUAUUCAGAAGACAUUGCAAGAUGGUAAUGACCAAGACCUUGGCACGAAAGCCAAAUGCUAGACGAUUAGGAUUCAAUUUUCAGAGAAACCAGGUACUGAAAAGAGCUGCUCGAGAGGAGCAUGAUUGUAUUCCGGAUGAACACUAUGUGCAGACAUUAUUUUCUAUCAAAGGUCUUGAAGAUGAAUUGGAAAGAAGAACUUUGACCUAUACAUCAUGGAACCGAUCAUCAAAUCCAAAAGACAAAAUGGCUUGGCAUCCUAUGAAAUUUGAGUAUGACACCUCUAGUCCUGAGCAUAUCAGUGCUAUCAAGGAUCGAACACAACAAUUGGUCUCAGAGCCAGAGUUGAUCGAUCCUGGCGAUGUCGGCUCCUACGAGUGCUGCGGCUUUGAGUCCUAGGCAGCAGUUCAACCACCACCGCUCCCCAUCACCGCCACCAUGACGAUUGCGACACCGAGACAGUGGAUACGAUGUGGUCAUCUGACGUGUGUGGUCAAGGAGGUUGGCGGCGCGUCGUACCCGAUCCUCACACGGAGCAACUACGCCGACUGGAGCCUGCUCAUGAAGGUCAUGCUGCUGGCUCACGGCCUUUGGGACGUAGUGGAGUUUGGCGAUUCUGAUUUCCAGGAAGACCAUAUGGCACUGGAGGCCAUCCUCCACGACAUGCCCCAGGAGAUGAUUGGCACACUUGCUGUCAAAAUGAGCGUCAAGUAGGCCUGGGACGCCAUCAAGGCCUCGGCGCAACAGCUGUAGAAGGAAUUCGAGGCAAUCUCGUUCCGCGACAGGGAGACGAUCGAUGAUUUCGCGAUGCAUCGGCAGAAAGCUUCUCACCGAGGGGCAAUGGCUCGCGCGCAUGAAGGAGCGGAAGCAGGGCGAAGGGUCCUUGGGUAGCAGCAAUGCCCGUCCCCGUGCGCGCGCACCACGGAAGAAAGAGGGAGGUGACAACUCCGAUAGCAAGGAGGCCGCACACGAUCUCUCCCAUGACAAAUUCCGCAAUUGCGGCCACUAUGGCUACUAGGCUAAGCACUGCCGAUCACCCAAGGAGUAGGUUUAUUUAGCCCGGGGCGAGGAGGAAGAAGACGAGCCUGCGCUCCUGAUGGCGUAGGUGUGCGCUCCCAAUGAUGCGCAGGAGCCACCGCCAAGCCACAUCCACCUCGAUGAGCCGGCGCGCGCAAGUCCACCUUGGUGCCAGUGACGACGGCGACCACCUAGAGGGGCUGGUACUUCGACAUCGGCACCACUAUCCACAUGACGGGUCACCACAAUGUCUUUGCGAAGCUCGAUUAAGGUGUUAUAGCCUUCGUCUGUUUCGGAGAUGGCUCGGUGGUCGACAUCCGCGGCUGU